AAUAGGUCAUUUUUAGGAAAUCAUGUGACAAUAUUGGGUCAUCAAAACACAGUGAUUCAUAUCUGGAUUCAUUGGUGACUUAUUAAUGAUAAGGUUACUAUUGCAAUUGGCCCUGCAAUCACCUGAUAUUUGUGGAAAUUGACAAGGCGCUGGAUUUUAAAACAAGGAACACAUGCGAAUCGAAAUGUGUGCGGAUUUCUGUUCAAAUUUCAGGACAUUGUAUUUAAUGACCAACCGAACUCUCGGAACGUCGUCAGUGUCAAUGCGGCAUUUGUUUAUACUGUGUUUGCACUUUCUGAUUUUGGUGUCACCUGUUAGAUCAGAGACUUGUACAAAGCUUGGUCCAUGUAAGUGUAAAACUAGCAAAGGGACUAUCGACUUAACGCCACUCUCUGGGAACGGACAGGUCGCAAAGUUCACUUUCACUGACACUGGCUCCAAGGAUGUCUACAGCUUUAGUCCAUGUGUAGCUUUCUCUCAGUUUGCUGGAUGCGCUGAUGCUGCUAUGUGUCAGCUGCAUGGUGGAGGUUAUUAUUUACUUGGCAAGCAAGACAGCAUGGAGUUUCUGGGAGACCCCCAGGCAGGCAGUCUGGUGAUGCACUUUCUCCCACAGGCUCUGAGGGAGAGCAGGAUAACCCUUCACUGCAGUCCUGGAAAGGAAGGAGAGUUUAUAUUCAUAAAAGAAGAUCAGGAUCCUUCUACAAAGCUGUCCACUUUUCAAUUUAGUUUGACAACAAAGUAUGCUUGUCUACCUGAGCAUAGUUUGAGUUUGGGCUCUGUACUCUGUAUAAUACUGCUAGUGCUAGUAAUCAUCUACCUGGUCUGUGGAAUUCUCUUCUUGAAGUUUGUGAGAGGGGCGCAGGGGGCAGAACUCAUACCAAACCUGGAUUUCUGGAAAGAUUUCCCUUUUUUAGUAAGGGACGGAUUUUAUUUUGUCAAAAAUGGUUGUAAAGAAGAAAGUACAUAUGAGAAGAUCUAGACAUCAUCCAGUUGGCAGGAAGGCAGGCAGCUAUUUCUGUGAGGUCAUCUAACAUCAAUAUCACUGUGUCAUCUGUCACCAUUUCAUAAAGAACAAGAUACACUUUGUAUAUAUAUAUAUACAGUGUGGGUAAUGAUUUUACAGUUUUCAAUGGCAAAGGCUUUCAGAAUUUUCUGAAGUGGCAAUUAGGUUUCAUAAUUUGAAAUAAUUGAAAAGUUAAUUAGGAGCCAAUACUGUGAUAACCAGCAAGAUGUUUAUUUUUCUUCAUACAAUUUUUAGUAUGAUGAAUAUUAAACAUUAAAAUGUGUACUCUAGCUUAAGGAUACUCUGUAAAGGGGAGAGGGGGGUCCAGAAAAAAAAAAAAACCUUCGUAGACAAGUUUUGUGAAAAUGAUGGUAAAAGUGGAUGACCCCUAAAGAUGCUAGUGGCAAAAAUUAUGCUAAGUUUAUCCUAGAAAUAUAUUUUAGAUGUAAGUUUAAGAUGUAAAGAUUUAUCUUUUAGACAUUUGGAAAGUUUUGAGCAUCUGUCUAGAACUGAGAUUGGUAUUUCCAAAUGGACCAAUAUAGGUUGUUGCAAUAUUUAUAUGCUUAGGUUUAAUGUAUUAUGAAUUCCAUUCUUAUGAAUAUUGUACAGAAAAAAAAACUCUUAGUUUUAUUUCCUUUAGUUUUU
Lingula anatina is the source of this 1648-nucleotide messenger RNA. RefSeq lists its product as uncharacterized. Gene Ontology annotation, cellular component: trans-Golgi network. The record is from RefSeq and is a predicted model, not a curated record. Lineage: Eukaryota; Metazoa; Brachiopoda; Lingulata; Lingulida; Lingulidae.